Scatophagus argus is the source of this 2739-nucleotide messenger RNA. It is a transcript of the gene chst1, whose product is annotated as carbohydrate (keratan sulfate Gal-6) sulfotransferase 1. Gene Ontology annotation, cellular component: Golgi membrane. Lineage: Eukaryota; Metazoa; Chordata; Actinopteri; Scatophagidae. The coding region runs from base 368 to 1708 and encodes 446 amino acids. The transcript is spliced from 6 exons. The record is from RefSeq and is a predicted model, not a curated record. Gene Ontology annotation, biological process: N-acetylglucosamine metabolic process; keratan sulfate proteoglycan metabolic process; carbohydrate metabolic process. Gene Ontology annotation, molecular function: keratan sulfotransferase activity; N-acetylglucosamine 6-O-sulfotransferase activity.
GAGAGAGGGCGAGAGAGAGAGAGAGAGCGCAGUAGGGAUAGUAUAGAUACAGAGCGCCAGUAAAGACGGCUCACAUAUGUCACGAAGCAGCCAGCAGCCUGUUGAUAUGGAUGUGUCUGACGGUCGCCACGCUUUCUGAAACAUUCGUUUCGGUCUUGUGUCCAUUUGGGUUGUCUCCUGUCCUCAGCGUCAUGUCCUCAUCCUCCCUGUGUGGAUCACAGACGGACGCAGGUGGGUGUUCGCCCCAGCGGUGGAGCCGCACAGCAGCUGCAUCUCUCCGCCACAGGCAGCCCGCCGCCUCACGCUGACGGCACAAACACGGAUGAGAGGCAGUUCUGCGACUUCCUGAUGCAUCUGUCCAGCCACCAUGCAGUGUUCUUGGAAGUCCAUGGUGCUGCUAGCAUUAGCCUCCAUAGCCAUCCAGUACACAGCUAUCCGCACCUUUUCCACCAAACCUUUACGCCUGCUGUCCUCUGUGGGCCUGGCACCCACGAGCCACAAUGUCAACUGCAGCCUCAAAGAUCUAACACGACUGGGCCAGGAGACACUUGAGGACUCAGACCAAGGCUGUGAAGAGAUCCUCUCCCACACCCUGUCCUCCCCCUCCAUCUCCCUUCCCUCUUACAAUGCUAAUGAGAGAACCCACAUCCUCAUUCUGGCCACCACACGGAGCGGAUCGUCCUUUGUGGGUCAGCUGUUCAACCAGCAUCCAGAGGUCUUCUACCUGUUUGAGCCUCUGUACCAUGUCCAGCUGGCGCUGCUGCCUCGGCUGGCGCACAGUCGAAACCUGGCUGAGAGGAGGAUGAUGCUGGGAGCGGCCAGAGAGCUGCUGAGGUCUCUGUACCACUGUCACCUAAACAGUCUGGAGAGUUACAUUCGACCCCGUCCUGCCAACCACUUCACUGACAAGCUGUUCAGAAGAGGAGCCAGCAGGUCUCUGUGCUCUCCCCCUGUUUGUGAGGCUCCUUUGAGCCAAGAAGGGCAGAGCCUGGUGCUGGGUGAUGAGGGGGAGUGUGUGAGGAGGUGUGGGCCACUCAAUAUGUCGCUGGCUGCUGAUGCGUGUAGAGCAAAGCGCUAUGCAGCUAUCAAGACUGUCCGGAUUCCCCAAAUCAGUGACCUCAGAGCACUGAUGGAGGACCCAAAACUCAACCUGAAGGUGGUCCAGCUUGUUCGGGAUCCACGGGGCAUCCUUGCGUCUCGUAUUGAGACAUUUCGAGACACUUACCGUCUGUGGCGUCUGUGGAGAGCAACGGGGCGUCGACCCCACAACCUGGACCUGGGGCAGAUCAACACAGUAUGUGAGGACUUCCUCAGAUCUGUGUCCAUGGCCUUGGCUAGACCUGCCUGGCUCAGGGGUCGGUACAUCCUGCUCAGAUAUGAAGACUUGGCCAGGUUUCCUCUCAAGAAAACCAGGGAGCUCUACAACUUCCUAGGUCUGUUUAUGGACCACAGCGUGGAAGAUUGGAUCAUCUCCAACACCCGGGGCAGCAGUGAUCUGUCAUCCCGGCAGAAGUUCACCACAGUUCGGGACUCUGCUGCUAAUGCGGAGAACUGGAGAGUGAAGCUGUCCUUUGACAUGGUGGUCUACACUCAGACUGCCUGCCAACCUCUUCUUGACCUCCUUGGAUAUAAGACAGUUUUUCACCCCAGAGAACUGAGAAACCUCUCGCACUCUUUGGUGGAGGACAGGACGUUCCUGCCAUUUUAGAAGUAGUUUUUGAUGCAGAGGUUAUAAUAGUGAAAGCUGUCUGACCAACUGAUGUGGAUAUGUCUGUCUGUGGUGGAAAAAGACUGUGUCCAUCCACUUGUUUAUCUAUCUAUCUAUCUAUCUAUCUAUCUAUCUAUCUAUCUAUCUAUCUAUCUAUCUGCCUAUCUAUCUAUCUAUCUAUCUAUCUAUCUAUCUAUCUAUCUGUCUCUGUCUAUCUGUCUAUCUCUCCUCCAGCUUUUCCCUGAAAUACCAUUUGACACAUUUAAGCCACAUUACAGUAAAUUCAACUAAGACUUCAUAAUUUGCAGCUACAGUAUGUACAUUUAUGUUCUACCUACAUAAUUUGUUACAGCUUCAUGGACUUUUUGACAUUUGAUAGUGUAUGGCUGCCACCACAACAAAGUGUUUUCUCACUUUCACAUCAUAAUAAUGGAAAAAAACUUAUUACAGAUACCUGUAUUAAGGAGGAAAUUUAAAAAUUACACAAACAUAGUGUGUGUGUGUGUGUGUGUAAUAAUGGCAUAUUUUAUGUUAUUACUCCGUGACAAAUUAUUGUGUUAACAAAAUGCAACUUUUGUUUUUGUAACUACACAUAAUUCUGUCUUGUUACAUCAGGAAACUUCCGGGUUGCUAAAGAAAAUCAAACUGAUUAACACUUGCACUUUCUCUUGUUUGUUGUUUUUUGUUUUUCUCUGCAGCUGCAGACUCAGUGAACUGACACAACUGGCGCCUACUGUCACCACAGACCAAGAUUUAUUCCCCUGCGUGGUUACUGAUUGGUUAUCUCAUUGUUGAAUUGGCCAUGAAUUGAUGAAAGAUGUUAUGAUUUGUUGUGCAGCUGUGGAUUUUUCUUUGUAGAAUUAAACCUGUUUGGGUUUCCCUGAUCACAGAUCAGCCUAACCCUCAUCUUUCAUGUCUUUGUUCACAUUCUUACACAGCAUUUAAAUCAACUCUUUUUGAUACUAACGCCUUGUUUCAUUCAAAGCACGACAUAAAAUUCUAUCAAAUAAAAAUAAAACAUCUUCUCUUUA